Messenger RNA from Alligator sinensis (Chinese alligator), 2510 nucleotides. RefSeq names its product coiled-coil domain containing 3 (gene CCDC3). Gene Ontology annotation, biological process: negative regulation of gene expression. Lineage: Eukaryota; Metazoa; Chordata; Crocodylia; Alligatoridae. Gene Ontology annotation, cellular component: extracellular region. The transcript is spliced from 3 exons. The record is from RefSeq and is a predicted model, not a curated record. The annotation marks the transcript as partial.
UGCCAGCUGCCCUCGGACUGGAGGCCGCUGAGCGAGAGCUGCCGCGCGGAGCUGGCCGAGAUCAUCGUGUACGCCAAGGUGCUGGCGCUGCACCCGGAGCUGUACAGCGCCUACAACUACCUGCCGUGGCACGGCCAGGACGGGCUCUUCUACUCGGCCGAGAUCGAGAUGCUGUGCGACCAGGCGUGGGGCAGCAUGCUGGAGGUGCCCGCCGGCUCCCGCCUCCCCCUCACCGGCUUGGGCUACUUCUCCUGCCACUCGCACACCGUCAUGCAAGGCUACUCCUACUUCUUCUUCCUCCGAAUGGAUGAGAAUUAUAACCUCCUUCCCCACGGAGUAAAUUUCCAGGAAGCAAUAUUUCCAGACACACAGGAGAACAGAAGGAUGUUUUCCAGCCUCUUCCAGUUUUCCAACUGCUCUCAGGCACAGCAUGUCCUCACCCUCUCCAGUGAUUGGGAGAUUCAAGAGGACAACAGGCUCAUGUGCUCCUCAGUCCAGAAAGCCCUCUUUGAGGAAGAGGACAGGGUGAAGAAACUGCAGCAGAAGGUGGCAACCCUGGAGAAACGCAACAAGCAGCUGCGAGAUAGGGUGAAGAAAGUCAAGAGGUCCCUCCGGCAAGCCAGAAAGAACAACAGGCACAUGGAGCAGAUGAACCGAAAGCUCAGUGAGAAACUCUCCUCCGCAGGCCAAAUCCCACACAUUAACUCUUUAAAGCAAGAGAACUCUCAUGCUACCUACCUUAAAGUAUAAUGCAAACUGCAGUGCGAAUGCUAAUGAUAUUGGUGACCAGAGGCCUCAUCCCACAUUUAUCAUGUACUCCCGGCGGAGUCUUGCCUGCAUUAGAACAGGAUUGGGCCCAUACACCUUGUCUACACUGGGCUUCAAACGAUGUAUGAAAAAAAAAUUGAGCCUCACUUAGGAACGGUUCUAGAUAAGGAGGAUCCAAACUAGAUUUGACUGGGCACUGUAGACAAAAAUCAAACUGUCUUAAGGCAGCUUCUGGUGAUCCCCUUCACACCUUACUGGGAAAUAUCCUGGAGAGGAUCAUGAACACAUUUGGGAUCUAUUUACUCUGCCCAGCCACAUAGAGUUUGAAUGCAGAUUAUCUGGAUCAAUUGCUAGGCUCUAGUCCCAGUCCCACUGUUAGAAGCUUUUGCAGGGACUCCCCACGGGAGUUGGAGCAGGCCUGUGGAAAGGUAUUUCAGAUCCAGUUUGCAAGCAGGCUUCCACGGCAGCGUAGACAAGGCCUCCCAUUUUGUAAUCACUGUUUUGAGGUAUGAUGGAGGUUGCUGGGCAACCUUGGCUUUGCUUAGAUACUGUAGAGAUUGCGUCAAUAUCAACAGGGCAUUAAAAUUAAGGUAGUUUAUAUAUGUAUAUAUUUUUAAAUCCUAUAGAAAAUAUUUUUAUUACACAUUUGAUAUAGUCUAAUUUCUUAAAGUAUGAAGUACAUUCUGUUUCUUGGUUAUCUCAUAAAGACAAAUCCUCCACAUUUUGUGUUAGGCAUUGCCAAGACAGAUUAUUAACUGCAUUAUUAAAAUGGCUUGGAUUAAAGCAACAGUCCCACUGGCUGGCAGAGUAUACCGUAGGUAUAUAUUUUGGUGCAUGGAUUGGCUCUUGUUAGCCAAGUGAUCUCCCUUUGUGUCAACAGUAGAGAAAAAAAACGGUAAAGGAAGAUGUUCCAAAUGUUGUCAUUUUAAAUAUUUAUUUUAUAACCAGUUUAGUUGGCCUUACUACAAGUACACUUAAUGCAUGAGGACAGGGGCAGCCAGAUUUUGCCCAACCCAGGGCACCGUCGACAAUUUGCCAGGGCUACACCUGACUUGCAUAAAAUGGACCACAUUGCACCCGACCUCCCAUCGGUUGAUGCUUGCCACAGAACUACACAUCCCAGCAUGCAAAGUUCUGCCUGCCAUAGUCUUAUGUGAUCACCCCAGGCACAGCAUGCUGGGACAUGUAGUUGCCACAUUAUCACAGCCUCGAAGAGGCCAUGCUUGGCUUUGUCGGUCCUUGCAUUAGGACCCAGCAGGCAUCUGCUCUUACAUUUAUGCAACCAUUUGCUGGAAUCCCAAGCUGAACUCAAAGGUUAACCAUUGCUUUGGUUUUUAGGAAGCAACUGAGCUUUAAUUAUCUUCCAACUCUGCUCUGGUUGGAAAUAGCAGCAUAUUUUGUUUCUCUUGAAAUAAUACUGGCUGGCAUCUCAUAAGAGCCUCACUCCUCCACAAGCGGCAGCAGCUUCAAAGUGUCUUCCUGUUAAGUCAGCACAAUUCAAGUUGAGUAGAGGAUUUCCAGAGAACUGCUACAGACUUGAGGCUUCCUUAGCUUUCUAAAAGCCAUCAGUGGGUUUUUACUCAAACAUAAAACCCGUAGGAAAGUAUCUAGACUUUGUUUUGUUCUGUUUUUAAACUGCUGUUUAAAUAAAAUGAAUGGUUUCUCUGGUAUUGGUAGAAACCUCUUGUGUUUAAUAUUUUUUCAAUAAAACUUGUCCUCUCUGUUAUUCACUUAUGUUUUAG